Messenger RNA from Sporisorium graminicola, 717 nucleotides. RefSeq lists its product as uncharacterized. Lineage: Eukaryota; Fungi; Basidiomycota; Ustilaginomycetes; Ustilaginales; Ustilaginaceae. The transcript has 2 exons. The coding region runs from base 1 to 717 and encodes 238 amino acids. The record is from RefSeq and is a predicted model, not a curated record.
AUGGUUAACCGCUUCGCGCCCGUGGACCGAAUCCACCAAGCGCUGCACGCGUACCACGUCGUGGCCGACGAGCGCGGCGAGAUUGUAUCGUCGGUGCACUACUGCUCUUGCAGCUCGAGCGGCGACCACUUCCAGUGUCUGAUCUACGACUCGGAUCGCAGCGACGCCAAGCUGAUCGGAAUCGAGUACAUGAUUCCUGAAGAAGUGUUUCUCACUCUGCCAGACGAGGAGAAGCCGUUCUGGCAUUCACACGUUUACGAGGUGAUGAGCGGUAGUCUGAUUCUCAUUGGACUCCGAGCCGGAGCCGUGGCGGAGGCCGCGGUUAGUGCAGCCAAGAGUGCCGAAGACGCGAUUCACGCGCUGGCAGGCGAGGGGGCGACGGGUGGGGCGGUGCCUGAUGCCGCCGAACUCGCUGCCCUCAACAAGGUCAGGAAGCUCUAUGGCAAGGCUAUUCACACCUGGCAUCCUCCUACGUCGGCUGUACCGCUCGGUGCGCCCCGACUCAUGAUGCCCACCGACCCCAAAUACGGCGGAGUCCCGCCGGACAUGAUCAACGACCGAGACCAACGCUACGGAGUCAACACGGAACGAAAGAAGCAGCAGCGCAACGAAAAGCUCGACGAGUCGUACGUCCCCAACAGCGCCGCCGACCAGUACGUCCACUCGGGCAAGACGCUCCAGUUCACAGCCGAGGAGCGCCCGGUGCACCCCGCCUAG